CCUGGCACGCGCGGGUGACCCUGCGGCCGCCUGGCUCUGUCUCGGCCCGCUCAGCCACCUCGCGCAGGUCGCGUCCCGACCCUGGGCCUGGCUUCACGUCUGGCUUGGCCGCUCCUGUUCUCACAGUGGGUUUAGACCCCGUAGGCGCCACGGUCUGGGGCCUUAGACCAAGGCUAGGUACCCCGAGGGAGUUGGAGGUAGAGCGGGAGGGACGGAUGGGCCGGCCCCUCCUGCGGCCAAGGCGGGGCCGGGCUGUGCGGCCUAGCGGGUGGUGCGGCCCUGCGGGAACAGGACUGGGCUUGGACUGCACAUGAGCUUUGUGGGAUCCGGCAGGUGCCCCAGUUUUAAGUGGAAUACUUGGCUGUGGCCCUGGACUCAUGUCGGCCUUGCCAAGGCGUGGACAUAGGUAGGUGCUUUUCAAGUUGAGGGCAGGCAGCCGAGGCUGUGGACCUCUGGGAGAGGAUGGUGACCCCCUGGCGCUUAUCCGUCAGGGUCUACUUGUUGCACCUAAGGGGUUUUGAGCUCAGGACGAACCUCAGCCUUUUGCGACCCUCUGGAUGCCCUCGCAAUGCCAGACUCUGUUGGCUUCUGCUUGGCACUUUGCCCAAAUUCAUCUCUGUCUCUGGGAACAUCGGUGAGGGGGCCCCUGAGAGCUUGUGCCAGCGAACGGCCAGCUGGAGUGACCUGGCUGGCAAUGGGCCUCUGGAGAGAGUCUCCCAGAAGGGGCGGCUAGGCUGCCUCCUUCUGCACCUGCGGCUCUGGCUCCGGGCUGGGGCUCUCUUGGUGAAAUUCUUUCCCCUCCUCCUGCUCUACCCCCUCACAUAUCUGGCUCCCAGUGUCUCCAGCCUCUGGUUCCACCUGCUUCUGAAAGCCACCGAGACCUCAGGUCCCACGUACAUCAAGUUGGGCCAAUGGGCCAGCACCCGGCGAGAUCUCUUUUCAGAGGCCUUCUGUGCCCAGUUCUCCAAGCUGCACGUCCGGGUGCCUCCACACCCUUGGACUCACACUGAGCACGUCCUGCAGCAGGCCUUUGGGGAGGGCUGGGCGAAGGUCCUCUGCUUUGACAAGCAGGAACCUGUGGGUUCAGGCUGCGUGGCCCAAGUGUACAAAGCACGUGCCAAUCCUGCCUUCCUGGAGAGUGACAGCAUCCAGAGACUUGCCCAGCCUUCCUCAGCAGCUGGGGCAGUUGGGGGUCUGAAAGCACUCUUUGGUCAUGUCGAGAAGGGGUGGAGGCCUCAAGAAAGUCUUGCUGACCAGGCAUUUCUAGAAAGUCUGCUCUUCCCUAAAGCUCACCUGUUUGGAUCAAAUGCAGUUCUGUCUCAGGCUUCAGCACCUGCCCGCCUACCUGAACCAGAUCACCUCAUCCCAGUGGCAGUGAAAGUGUUGCACCCUGGCCUGCUCUCUCAGGUGCAGAUGGACCUGCUGCUGAUGAAGAUGGGCAGCCGAGUCCUUGCACUUUUGCCAGGAAUCAAGUGGCUCAGCUUGCCUGAGAUUGUGGAGGAAUUUGAGAAGCUCAUGGUCCAACAGAUCGACCUGCGCUACGAAGCUCGGAAUCUAGAACAUUUCCAGUGCAACUUCCUGAACGUGAAUUCUGUCAAAUUCCCCACUCCCCUGCAUCCCUUUGUCACCAGUGAUGUUUUGGUGGAAACAUAUGAAGAGAGCGUGCCCGUGUCCAGUUACCAGCAGGCAGGGAUUCCUGUUGACUUGAAGAGGAAGAUCGCGUGGCUGGGGAUCAACAUGCUCCUGAAGAUGAUAUUUGUGGACAACUUCGUCCAUGCGGACCUUCAUCCUGGGAACAUCCUGGUCCAGGGUGCUGAUGGUCUGUCCAAGAGCCAAGAGGAACGGCUACAGCAAGUAGACGUCUGUGACACGCUGGCGGUGGCCGUGGCACCUGCCCAGUGCCCGCUGCGCCUGGUGCUCCUAGAUGCCGGCAUCGUGGCUGAGCUACAGGCCGCUGACCUGAGGAACUUCCGGGCUGUUUUCAUGGCGGUGGCGAUGGGGCAGGGACAAAGAGUGGCUGAGCUCAUCCUGCAUCACGCUCGGGCCAGUGAGUGCAGGGAUGUGGAGGGAUUCAAGGCCGAGAUGGCCACACUGGUGACCCAGGCCAGGAAGAACACCAUCACCCUGGAAAAGCUUCAAGUUUCCAGCCUUCUCUCAAAUGUCUUUAAGUUACUGAUGACUCACAAGGUAAAGCUUGAGAGCAACUUUGCCUCCAUUGUGUUUGCCAUCAUGGUGCUGGAGGGGCUUGGUCGCUCUCUGGACCCCAAACUGGACAUCCUGGAGGCAGCAAAGCCUUUCCUUCUGAAAGAACUAGUGUCCUCCCCGUGACUGUGGCAGUGGCAUGCACUGGCCGUUAGCUCAGAACUAAAGUCCACUCCCAACAGCCUCUCCUGUGGCAGUUUGAACAUUUUAAAAUGGGGAUGUGGAAGGCAGGCCAUUGCUUUUCACUGAUUUGGUUUCAAGUGUCUGUUUUAACAGCUUUCGGUUAUUUGGGGAAGUAAAAGGAGGGAAGGGUCCUAUCUGUUCAGCUGUAGAAGUUGAACUGUUCUGUGGAGGAUGAAUAAACUUAGUUAUUUUGUUUUC
Pteropus alecto (black flying fox) is the source of this 2583-nucleotide messenger RNA. It is a transcript of the gene ADCK2, whose product is annotated as aarF domain containing kinase 2. Lineage: Eukaryota; Metazoa; Chordata; Mammalia; Chiroptera; Pteropodidae. The transcript is spliced from 8 exons. The coding region runs from base 463 to 2328 and encodes 621 amino acids. Gene Ontology annotation, cellular component: mitochondrion. The record is from RefSeq and is a predicted model, not a curated record.